This is a messenger RNA of Condylura cristata (star-nosed mole), 654 nucleotides long. RefSeq names its product nucleoredoxin-like 1 (gene NXNL1). The record is from RefSeq and is a predicted model, not a curated record. Gene Ontology annotation, biological process: photoreceptor cell maintenance. The transcript has 2 exons. The coding region runs from base 1 to 654 and encodes 217 amino acids. NCBI's taxonomy places the organism in Eukaryota, Metazoa, Chordata, Mammalia, Eulipotyphla, Talpidae. Gene Ontology annotation, cellular component: mitochondrion.
AUGGCCUCCCUGUUCUCUGGACACAUCCUGAUUCGCAACAACAGUGACCAGGAUGAGCUGGACACAGAGGCUGAACUCAGCCGCAAGUUGGAGAACAGACUAGUGCUGUUAUUCUUUGGUGCUGGGACAUGCUCGCGGUGCCAGGCCUUCCUACCUGUCCUCAAGGACUUCUUCACACAGCUCACAGAUGAAUUCUAUGUGCUGAGGGCUGCACAGCUCACCCUGGUGUACGUGUCCCAGGACUACUCAGAGGAGCAGCAGGACCUGUUCCUCAGAGACAUGCCCAAGAAGUGGCUCUUCCUGCCUUUUGAGGAUGACCUGAGGAGGGACCUCAGACGCCAGUUCUCUGUGGAGCGUCUCCCCACAGUCGUGGUACUGAAGCCAGGCGGGGAAGUGCUCACGAGGGAUGCGACCGAGGAGAUCCGGCGUCUGGGCCCAGCCUGCUUCGCCAACUGGCAGGAGGCGGCGGAGCUGCUGGAUCGCAGCUUUCUGCUGCCGGAGGACCUGGACGACCCCGCGCCGCCGCGGAGCCUCACUGAGCCGCUGCGCCGGCGCAAGUACAGUGUGGAGCCGGCGAGGCGGACGCGAGGCAGCCCAGACGAGGGGCGCAGCCCCGCCGGGGAUCCCGAGGCUGGGAGCUGCUCUGAUCUCUGA